AUGACGUAGAUCGUGUCCACACCCCCCACCCCUUGGUUUCAUCAGCAGCAACCUUCCAUUGUGUCCAACAUGACGUCCAACAGCAGCAGGUACCGGAGCCGCGCGCCCCGUGCAGAAGAAGCGGAGGACAAAGAGUAUGUGGGCUUCGCGACUCUGCCGAACCAGCUGCACAGGAAGUCAGUGAAAAAAGGGUUUGAUUUCACCCUCAUGGUGGCAGGUGAGUUUGGCCUGGGGAAAUCCACGCUGGUCAACAGCCUGUUCCUCACCGAUCUGUACAAAGAGAGGAAGCUGCUCAACGCUGAGGAGCGCAUCCAGCAGACGGUGGACAUCACAAAGCACACAGUGGACAUCGAGGAGAAGGGCGUGAAGCUCAAACUGACCAUAGUGGAUGUGCCGGGUUUUGGAGAUGCUGUUAAUAACACAGAGUGCUGGAUCCCAGUAACAGACUACAUCAACCAGCAGUUCGAGCAAUACUUCAGGGAUGAAAGUGGGCUGAACAGGAAGAACAUCCAGGACAACCGGGUCCACUGUUGCCUCUACUUUAUAUCUCCAUUCGGACAAGGGCUUCGUCCCAUUGAUGUAGAGUUCAUGAAGGCCCUCCAGGAUAAAGUCAACCUGGUUCCUCUCAUUGCUAAAGCUGACUGCUUGACUCGCUCUGAGAUAAAGAAGCUCAAAGAACAGGUGAGGGAAGAGAUUGAUAAGUUUGGGAUAAAGGUCUACCAGUUCCCUGAGUGUGACUCUGAUGAAGACGAGGAAGUUAAACAGCAAGAUAAAGGGCUGAAGGAAAGCUUUCCGUUUGCAGUGAUUGGUGGGAAUACGGUGCUCGAGGUUCGAGGGCAGAGAGUAAGGGGGCGCCUCUACCCGUGGGGGAUCGUGGAGGUGGAGAACCCAUCCCACUGUGACUUUGUAAAGCUCCGGAACAUGCUGAUAAGAACGCACAUGCACGACUUGAAGGACUCGACUAAUGACUGUCACUAUGAAAACUACAGGGCCCAGUGUAUCCAGAACAUGACCAGUAAGAUGAACGCAGAUAAGCGGGUGGAGAGCCCCAUCCCGAUUCUGCCCCUACCUGCCCCGACCGUGGAGACAGAGAAGCUCAUCAAGAAGAAAGAUGAAGAGCUGAAGAGGAUGCAGCAGAUGCUUCAGAAGAUGCAGCAACAGAUGCACGGGCAGGACCUGUGACCUCUGACCGUCCAUUUUACAGCAGUGAUAAUCUCACACACACAGUUUAAUCCUUUCUGCUGCCCUCCUUUCAGGGAUGGGGUGAGAACAGAAGUGUUUUUGAAUUGGCAUGCUUUCUCUUUAUUGCAGUCUUUAGCCAAGUGAGUAUAGAUAUAAACCAUAAACAUUAGGUUAAAGUGACCAGAAUGAUGCAGUAUUUGCUAAUGUUGUGGUAAAGACCACACCAACCGGUGCCAAGACCGUAUUUACAUAAAAGAAAAAUAAUAUUUUGACAGAUUUCUUUUGUAAAUGAGAUCUUGGACCUCAAUGAGACAAGCUGUAUAAUCUGGAGUUGUAGGGUUUUUUUGGCUUUAAAAUACAAGCAAAACAAUCUUUAUUUUUGCUUUUCUCAAAGCAACACAUUUCACAUCAUAGAAAACUUGUUGUGUUUAUGGUCUUGAAAAAGUUCGUGCUAACAUAACUGAACUGAUAAAUCACAAUAAACCUUUCAUUUCACAGAGAAA
Cyprinodon tularosa is the source of this 1685-nucleotide messenger RNA. Its product is annotated as septin-5-like. The coding region runs from base 70 to 1182 and encodes 370 amino acids. The transcript is spliced from 12 exons. The record is from RefSeq and is a predicted model, not a curated record. Lineage: Eukaryota; Metazoa; Chordata; Actinopteri; Cyprinodontiformes; Cyprinodontidae. Gene Ontology annotation, biological process: cytoskeleton-dependent cytokinesis; regulation of exocytosis. Gene Ontology annotation, cellular component: synaptic vesicle; septin ring; septin complex. Gene Ontology annotation, molecular function: GTP binding; molecular adaptor activity; GTPase activity.